CCACUCUGCAAGUAAAGGACUUAACUCAAACUGAUGAUUCUGUGCUCUCUGACCGGAGCCCUCUAGUGGUCAAUCAUCCAACCAACCAGUUUCAGGGGUCCAAUACCCAACAUUAUGUGCUGCUUUCAGAUUGGUAUCCAGACAGAACCAACAGCAGCCAACAGGUUGUAGUGUGUUGUCUCACCUCGUUCUGCUGGUCUACACUCUGCUAUGAAUGUGUCUGAGGAGAGAGAGGAGGGAGGUUCUACCUCCAAAACCACUCUGUCUGGGGAACAUGACAGCCAGACCAAAGCUAAGAGUCCAGUCCAUCUGGAGAGACCAGUCUCCCCUGUACCCAGCUGUGUGUCCAUGAAGAGUGGCUGGUCUAUGGAUCCACCUCAUACAUUCAGAGAUGGACACCCCUCUACUGAACAGAGCAGGACCCAUCAGGAGAGACCAGGCUCUAGUCUGCAGCCCUCCCCGGCUCUGAAGAGGGGGCGGAGCAGCGACCGGGACGACUCGGAAGAGGGGGGGCCAAGUACAAUUCGGAGAAAAAGGGGGGGAAAUGAAAAAAGAGAACAGGAGAGACCAGACUCCCCUGUACCCAGCUGUGUGUCCAUGAAGAGUGACAGGUCUAUGGAUCUACCUCGUACAUUCAGAGAUGGACACCCCUCUACUGAACAGAGCAGGACCCAUCAGGAGAGACCAGACCCCCCUGCACCCAGCUGUGUGUCCAUGAAGAGUGACCACUCUAUGGAUCCACCUAAUAAUUUCAAAGAUGGACACCCCUCUACUGAACAGAGAGACCACCAGGAGAGGUCAGAGGUUCUCAGUGGUCAGUCUGUCCAGGAGCAUCAAACAGACCUGGACUCCAUAUUUAUGCUGCUUGAGGAGAACAUUGUCACUUUUGUGAAGAAGGAGCUGAAGAGGUUCCAGAAGGUUCUGAGUUCAGAUUACCCAGACUGCUUAGGGAGACAGAGGGAAGAGGAGGAGCAGAGCAGGAGUACCAGAGAGGCACUUCUGAAGAUCACCCAGCACUUCCUGAGCAGUAUGAAGCAGGAGGAGCUGGCUGCCCGUCUGGAGAGCAAAAACCUUGUUCCCAUGUGCCGGAGUAACCUCAAAGCAGCUCUGAAGGAGAAGUUUCAGUGUUUGUUUGAGGGCAUCGCUAAACCAGGAGAGUCAACACUUCUGAAUCAGAUCUACACAGAGCUCUACAUCACAGAGGGAGGCAGUGGAGAGGUCAAUAAUGAACAUGAGGUCAGGCAGAUUGAAACAGCAUCCAGGAAACCAGCGAGACCAGAAACACUGAUCACAUAUGAUGACAUCUUUAAACCCUUACCUGGACAAGAUAAACCAAUCAGAACAUUGAUGACAAAGGGAGUGGCUGGCAUCGGGAAAACAGUCUUAACAAAGAAGUUCACUCUGGACUGGGCUGAAAACAAAACCAACCCCAAUAUACACUUCACAUUUCUGUUCACGUUCAGAGAGCUGAAUGUGCUGAAAGAUAAAAAGUUCAGCUUGGUGGGACUUCUUCAUCACUUCUUUAUUGAAACAAAAGAAGAAGGAAUCUGCAGCUUUGAUGAGUUCCAAGUUGUGUUCAUCUUUGACGGUUUGGAUGAGUGUCGACUUCCUCUGGACUUCCAGAACAAUGAGAUCUGGACUGAUGUCACAAAGUCCACCUCAGUGGACGUGCUGCUGACAAACCUCAUCAAGGGGAAUAUGCUUCCAUCUGCUCGCCUCUGGAUAACCACACGGCCUGCAGCAGCCAACCAGAUCCCUCCUGAGUGGGUUGACAUGGUGACAGAGGUGAGAGGGUUCACUGAUCCACAGAAGGAGGAGUACUUCAGAAAGCGAUUCAGAGAUAAGGCGCAAGCCAGAAGAAUCAUCUCACACAUCAAGACAUCACGAAGCCUCCACAUCAUGUGUCACAUCCCAGUCUUCUGUUGGAUCACUGCUACAGUUCUGGAUCACAUGUUGGGAACAGAUGAGAGAGGAGAGAUGCCCAAGACCCUGACUGAGAUGUACAUCCACUUCCUGGUGGUUCAGUCCAUCCAGGGGAAUGUGAAGUAUCAUGGGAGAUCUGAGACACAGCCACACUGGAAUACCGAGAGCAGGAAGAUGAUUGAGUCUCUGGGGAAACUGGCCUUUGAACAGCUGGAGAAAGGCAACCUGAUCUUCUAUGAAGCAGACCUGACAGAGUGUGGCAUUGAUAUCAGAGCAGCCUCAGUGUACUCAGGAGUGUUCACGCAGAUCUUUAAAGAGGAGUGUGGGCUCUACCAGGACAAGGUCUUCUGCUUUGUCCAUCUGAGCAUUCAGGAGUUUCUGGCUGCUCUUUAUGUCUUUCUCUCAUUCAUCAAAACUGGAGUCAAUCUGCUGUCAGAAACCCAGUCAACCUCCUGCAGGUCUAAACCACUUGGAGAUGAACGUGAAAAACCAGACCUCUACCAGACAGCAGUGGACAAGGCGUUAGAGAGUCCAAACGGACAUCUGGACUUGUUCCUGCGCUUCCUCCUGGGCCUCUCACUGGAGCACAGUCGGAAUCUCCUACGAGGCCUGCUGGGAAAGACAGGAAGUAUGUCAGAGACCAAUAAGAAAAGAGUCCUGUACAUCCAGGAGAAGAUCAGGGAGGAUCUCUCUCCAGAGAGAAGCAUCAAUCUGUUCCACUGUCUGAAUGAACUGAAUGACCAUUCUCUAGUGGACGAGAUCCAACAGUACCUGACAUCAGGAAGACUCUCCACAGACCAGCUCUCUCCUGCUCAGUGGUCAGCUCUGGUCUUCAUCUUACUGUCUUCAGAAAAGGAGCUGGAGGUGUUUGACCUGAAGAAAUACUCUGCUUCAAAGAAGGGUCUUCUGAGGCUGCUGCCAGUGGUCAAAGCCUCCAGUACAGCUCUGUUGAGUUCCUGUAAUCUGUCAGAGAGGAGCUGUGAAGUUGUGUCCUCAGUCCUCAGCUCCUCCUCCUCUAGUGUGAGAGAACUGGACCUGAGUAACAAUGAUCUGCGGGAUUCAGGAGUCAAGCUGCUCUCUGCUGGACUGGGGAGUCCACAAUGUAGACUGAAAGCUCUCAGGUUGAGUUACUGUAAUCUGUCAGAGAGGAGCUGUGAAGUUGUGUCCUCAGUCCUCAGCUCCUCCUCCUCUAGUGUGAGAGAGCUGGACCUGAGUAACAAUGAUCUGCAGGAUUCAGGAGUCAAGCUGCUCUCUGCUGGACUGGGGAGUCCACAAUGUAGACUGGAAACUCUCAGGUUGAGUUACUGUAAUCUGUCAGAGAGGAGCUGUGAAGUUGUGUCCUCAGUCCUCAGCUCCUCCUCUAGUGUGAGAGAGCUGGACCUGAGUAACAAUGAUCUGCAGGAUUCAGGAGUCAAGCUGUUCUCUGCUGGACUGGGGAGUCCACAAUGUAGACUGGAAACUCUCAGGUUGUCGGGCUGUCUGGUCUCAGAGGAAGGUGUUUCUUCUCUGCUCUCAGCUCUGAGCUCCAACCCGUCCCAUCUGAGAGAGCUGGACCUGAGCUACAACCAGCCAGGAGACUCAGGAGGGAAGCUGCUCUCUGCUGGACUGGAGGAUCCACACUGGAGACUGGACUCUCUCAGGCUGGACCAUGCUGGAGUGUGCUGGUUGGAGCCGGGUCUGAGGAAGUAUGCCUGUGAACUCACACUGGACCCAAACACAGCACACAGACGCCUCCUUCUGUCUGAGAACUACAGAAAGGUGACAUGGGUGAUGGAGGAGCAGUCGUAUCCUGAUCAUCCAGACAGAUUUGACUCCUGGACACAGGUUCUAAGUAGCGAGAGUCUGACUGACCGCUGUUACCUGGAGGUACAGUGGGAAGGAGUUGUUGAUAUAGGAGUGACUUACAGAAGAAUCACAAGGAGAGGAGGAGGUAAAGACGGUCAUCUUGGAUAUAAUGAAAAGUCCUGGAGUCUGAUGUGUACUAGUGAUAGAUACACUGCCUGUCAUAAUGGUAGAGGCACAAAGAUAAGUAUCUCCCCCUCCUCCUCUGACAGAGUAGGAGUGUAUCUGGACUGGUCUGCUGGAACUCUGUCCUUCUACAGAGUCUCUUCUGACACCCUGACACGCCUCCACACCUUCACCUCCACAUUCACUGAACCUCUCCAUGUUGGGUUUAGGGUGAUGUCACGUCACUCCUCAGUGUGUGUGUGUGUGUUAGAUAGAGGAGGUAGAGACGCCUCCUGUGUCCUGGAGGAACACUCACACUCCUGCUGACAUGAUAGAUCACUCUGUACACACACACACACACACACACACACACACACACACACACACACACACACACACACACACACACACACACAGGUGUAGUUGGGUCCGAGGUGUUUGUGUUAUGUACCCAAACUAACACACAUAUCCAAACUAACACACAUAUCCACACUAACACACAUACCCAAACCAACACACAUAUCCACACUAACACACAUACCCAAACCAACACACAUAUCCACACUAACACACAUACCCAAACCAACACACAUAUCCACACUAACACACAUACCCAAACCAACACACACAUCCAAACUAACACACACAUCCAAACUAACACACAUACCCAAACCAACACACAUAUCCACACUAACACACAUACCCAAACUAACACACAUACCCAAACUAACACACUGCCCUUUGCAAUACACAAUGAAAAUGCAUAGAUUCAACUUCCAGUAGCAAAGUAAGCAGGAAUUGCCAAAGGGUUGAGCUUUGAAUAUUUUGAGGGAUUAAAUCAUGCUUUACGUUAUGAUCUUUUAAGAUUUUUGAUACCUUCUCCACACAAUUUCUUUAUUAAUUUUACGGUGAAUCAUGUUCUUUUUUUAUCACUUUAGUUUUUAUUGAUGUUUUUAGGUCAAUCAUCCGUAUUCAGAAGUAAACAUUGAAUUAUCUACAUUUACUUGCACACAAGCCCAACAGGGCAACUCAAAACAAACAAACAAAAAAACACACAAAAAAAAUGAACUACAUGAGCUUCCUGUGUUUCGUCUAACUUUCCAGUCUUAAGUGUUGUCAUGAAUUAUGUUGUCGCGUGUUUGCUCCUUAAACCAUGUCCAUUUCUUCCACUGGUCUUCCAUCCGAGGUACUGUAAGUCUCAAUCGAUGAGUCAGUUUCUCCAUUGUAUGAAUGUCUUCCACUAUUUCCAGCUAUUGUCCUUGUGUGGGGGCGUCCACCUGGCACCAUUUUCUUGUGAUUGCCUUCUUAGCCGCAAUCAGCAGUAUCUUAACCAAACAUCUAUCACUUGGCCCUAUAUCGUCGUUUUUAGAAUUACAGAAACAGAGGGUCAUAUAGCUCUUAGGGAAGUCAUAUCCCAGUACCUUUUGUAUUGCAUCAUGAACCAUCUCCCAAAACAUCGCUAUCUUAUUACAUUUCCAAAAUAUAUGCGAGUGGUCUACAUCCUCUGUUCCACAUUUCCUCCAGCAUGAAAGUUUGGUGCUGGAGUAUCUAUUUUUGAUUUUUGGUGUAAUAAAAAAACGUAUCAGAUUUUUCCAGGAGAAUUCCCUCCAUAUCCCCGAACUAGUGGAGGAUUGAUGAACUUUCCACAUAUUCUGCCAGUCCUCCUCUGUAAUUUCUGUGUCAAAUUAUAAUUCCCAUUUUUCUUUUAUAUACUAUGUAGUUGAGUGGUUAUUAGUUGUGAGAGCUUGAUAUAGUACAGAUAUAGUCCUAGAUUUUCUCCCUUUAUAUGCGUUGAUUAUAAUUUGAAUCACACUGUUCACCUCCAUGGAGGGUCCUCCCCUGAUACGUUUGUUGUAAUAAUCCCUUAAUUGUAAAUAUCUAAAGAAGUCAUGAUUCUCCAAAUCAAACUUGUCUUUCAUACCCUGAAAACUCUCCAUCUCCCCUUUUUCCUCUAGAGUGCACCAUGCUGUGAUUCCCCAGUUAACCCACAGUUUAAAAACAGUGUCAUGCCUCGCUGGAGUAAAGUCUCUAUCAUAUGCUACCCAUCUCAAUAACUGUAUCUCAUCUUGUAAUUUGUUGAUUUUAAUCAAUUUAAACCAUAACCCCAGUGUAAAUAAUGUGACUGAAUCCACGUGGGUUUUUGUUUUCUUGUAUACUUCUUUAUCCCCUAAAAUAUUCUGGAUAGGGUACCACCAUAUUCCCUUUCCAUGACUUUCCACUUGGCCAUGUAAUCUUGCCUACGCCAGUCAACAGCAUAUCUCAGCUGGGCAGCUUUGAAAUAUUCUUUUAGAUUUGGUAAACCCAUACCUCCCUUUUCCUUUGAGAGUUGGAGAGUUUCAUACCUUACUCUGGGCUUCUUCCCUCCCCAAAUAAAUCUAGAUUUUGUCCUAUCCCACCUAUCAAAUUGAGCUUGAGUCACCUCUACAGGCAACGAUUGGAAUAGGUAAAGAAGCCUUGGUAGAAUAUUCAUUCUGUCUCAAUUCUUGAGCUGAAGUCAAGUGGCAGAGUGGACCAUCUAUCAGUAUCCUUUUGCAUCACAUCGUUGAUCUUGCCGUAAUUUGCUUUAUGUAAUUUAGACAAUUCCUUGGUAAUGUAAAUUCCCAAAUAUUUGAUUUUGUUUAGAUUCCAAUUAAAGUCAAAUUUUCCCUUGAAUUCUGUGGUUGGAGUAUAAUUGAGAACUAGAACCUGUGUUUUUGAGAUGUUAAUUUUAUAUCCAGAUAAAUGACCAUGUAACCCACAUGAUUACAUGUACCCUGUGACGUAUAUAAGUUCCACGAGUAGCCUCUAGGAGGCACACGAGCUACAGAGUUUAAACCAUGCAAACAACCAUCGACAAUAGAGAAGGGAAAUACGGAUAU
Lampris incognitus (smalleye Pacific opah) is the source of this 6728-nucleotide messenger RNA. RefSeq names its product NLR family CARD domain-containing protein 3-like. The coding region runs from base 211 to 4197 and encodes 1328 amino acids. The transcript has 15 exons. The record is from RefSeq and is a predicted model, not a curated record. Lineage: Eukaryota; Metazoa; Chordata; Actinopteri; Lampriformes; Lampridae. Gene Ontology annotation, molecular function: protein binding.